UUUGCCUUGCAACAAGAUCUAAUUAACUAACCCCAUUGCAUCAGACACCACACGCGAAAAUGGCCAUGUCGCCCAACUCCUUCACCACCUCCUCAUGGCAAUCACACCAAGAUGCUUCGAUUUGCACCGACCAAGAAGUAGACUACGACCAUGCUUACUACUUCGGCACUGAGGAUGUAACGGUGGACACCGACGAACUGGAGCUCGGCCCCCGAGCUCACAAGGCCACCAGGGUCGACUACCUCAGCUCGCCGUACGACGCCUCGUGGCCACCGGCACAGGCCGACCUCGAGUCGUCGCGCGUCCGCAAGACGAAGCAGUUCCGGGACGUUCUUGAGACCUGCAAGCAGAAGGUGGAGGCCAUGGAGGCCAUGGAGCAGUCAUCGCCGGCCGGCAGUGGCGGGUUCGAAGAACAAGGUGAGGCUGUGGUCGCUGUCGACGACGUCCGGGGCGGUGGUGAUGGCAGCGCAGCUGAUGGCAUGCGGCUCGUGCAGCUGCUGGUCGCCUGCGCCGAGGCCGUGGCGUGCCGCGACCGCGCGCAGGCGGCCGCGCUGCUGCGGGAGCUGCAGGUCGGCGCGCCCGUGCACGGCACGGCGUUCCAGCGCGUCGCGUCGUGCUUCGUGCAGGGCCUGGCGGACCGGCUGGCCCUGGCGCACCCGCCGGCACUGGGCCCGGCGAGCAUGGCGUUCUGCGUCCCGCGGUCGUCGUGCCUCGACGGGGCGCGCGGCGAGGCGCUCGCCGUGGCGUACGACAUGUGCCCGUACCUGCGCUUCGCGCACUUCGUGGCGAACACGUCCAUCCUGGAAGCCUUCGAGGGAGAGACCAACGUCCACGUGGUGGACCUCGGCAUGACGAUGGGCCUGAACCGCGGCCACCAGUGGCGCGCCCUGCUCGACGGCCUAGCCAAGCGGGCCUGUGGCAAGCCGGCGCGCGUGCGCAUCACCGGUGUCGGCGCCCGCGUGGACACCAUGAGGGCCGUCGGGCGCGAGCUCGAGGCGUACGCGGACGAGCUCGGGAUUACCCUCGAGUUCAUGGCCGUUGACCGCACCCUGGAGAGCCUCCAAGUCGACGACCUCGGCAUCGACGCCGACGAGGCCGUGGCCAUCAACAGCGUCCUGGAGCUCCACUGCGUGGUGAAGGAGAGCCGCGGAGCCCUCAACUCCGUCCUGCAGACCAUCCGCAAGCUCUCGCCGAAGGCGUUCGUGCUCGUGGAGCAGGACGCCGGCCACAACGGGCCGUUCUUCCUGGGAAGGUUCAUGGAGGCGCUCCAUUACUACGCGGCCUUGUUCGACGCGCUGGACGCGGCGCUCCCGCGCUACGACGCCCGGCGCGCGCGCGUGGAGCAGUUCCACUUCGGUGCCGAGAUCCGCAACGUGGUCGGGUGCGAGGGCGCGGCGCGCGUGGAGCGGCACGAGCGCGCGGACCAGUGGCGGCGCCGCAUGAGCCGCGCGGGCUUCCAGUCCAUGCCGUUCAAGAUGGCGGCCAAGGCGCGGGAGUGGCUGGAGGAGAACGCCGGCGGCAGCGGGUACACGGUGGCCGAGGAGAAGGGGUGCCUCGUGCUUGGAUGGAAGGGCAAGCCGGUCAUCGCCGCGUCGUGCUGGAAAUGCUAGACGCUGAUCGCAGAUGCUCGCCGCCCGGCCGCUUUCGGAGCACUUCACGAUGUUCGCAGUAUCCAUGAGGACGUUUAUACGUGUACAUGUGGCGCCGCGCGUGCCGCAGUGUACGUGGUGGCGGGCGCCGCGCGGGACGCCAUGCGGAGCGUCUAUUCCGGGCUCUCCAGCUCGAAUACGAGCUCGGCGCUUCUCUAUCCGGAUUAUGGUCGAGGUGCGGGCGGCGCCGGUGGACCCCGACGACAUCAACGGUACGGUGGACGAUGGCCACUUGGAGCCCUGGACUACUUCUUGGCCAUGCUCUGCAUGGGAAACUUCGGCGCGUACCGACCUGAUCGUCGCCGCGUGGUGGCACAACAGCAAGCAAGAAGACCACAUUUCAUAGGUCCAAAAAAUUAUGAAAACUACCCCCUCCGUUUUUAAUUAUAUGUUUUUUAGACAUUUCAAUAGAAGACUUCGUACGGAGCAAAAUGACUGAUUUUAUUUAAAAUAUAUCUAUAUACAUUCAUAUGUAA
This is a messenger RNA of Hordeum vulgare subsp. vulgare (domesticated barley), 2125 nucleotides long. RefSeq names its product GRAS family protein RAD1-like. The coding region runs from base 60 to 1610 and encodes 516 amino acids. Gene Ontology annotation, molecular function: DNA-binding transcription factor activity; sequence-specific DNA binding. Gene Ontology annotation, cellular component: nucleus. The record is from RefSeq and is a predicted model, not a curated record. Gene Ontology annotation, biological process: regulation of DNA-templated transcription. The transcript has a single exon. Lineage: Eukaryota; Viridiplantae; Streptophyta; Magnoliopsida; Poales; Poaceae.